UUCGUACCAGCGCUAUUGAAUCUGCCAGAAUCAGUUCAAGUAACAGCAAUGUACGUCGUGCAGAAGAUUGAAGCUAUUCCAGUGAUCAGUGAUGACACAUCAACUACGGAACAUUCAACUCGUGAGACAUCGACUGUAUCCGAGAAGUCGAAUGAACAGGUGGCGGCGCUAAGCGCUGAUGUGGAGCAUUUGCAUUCGGAACGAGAUCGAUUGAACAGAGAGGUGAGAUUCAUUUGUGAGAUUUAUUUGAGUAUUCUACAAGACAACAUAUGA
Anisakis simplex (herring worm) is the source of this 273-nucleotide messenger RNA. The record is from the annotation of a GenBank genome assembly. NCBI's taxonomy places the organism in Eukaryota, Metazoa, Nematoda, Chromadorea, Rhabditida, Anisakidae.